Molecule: messenger RNA, 2167 nt
Organism: Olea europaea var. sylvestris
Lineage: Eukaryota; Viridiplantae; Streptophyta; Magnoliopsida; Lamiales; Oleaceae
Product: galacturonosyltransferase 8-like
Exons: 3
Coding region: 119-1822 (567 amino acids)
Molecular function (GO): polygalacturonate 4-alpha-galacturonosyltransferase activity
Source: RefSeq, a predicted model, not a curated record
AUUCAUACUACACUCCCACUUCAACUUCAACACAUAAUAAAAUAUAAUUCUUUUGCCUUAAAUCCUUCGUUACAUUUUAUUUCUUCUCAAUCUGAGAACAUUAUUGUUUGAAGAAGAAAUGGCAAUUAAUUUGCGCCGGAGCCAAAGGAUUCCGGCACAGGGUAGGGACAGCGGACCUCCAUCUUGGUCCUCCAUAUUCACUUUCAGAUUCUGUGCGCUAUCUCUUACAAUCACCGUUUCAGUUCUCUUCGCUUUCUCGUUUCUCUUCAUUGCCCCAUUAUUCCCAUCCGAUAGUUUUGGUUUUUCUAAUGUUCAAAAUGGAGUUAAGACGGAGUCAAAUCGGAGAUCAGUUUUGGCACUCAAUACAUUAAAGUCACGGCUUGAUCAGAUCCAACGGCAAGCAGGAGAUCACAGAAGCUUAGCCAUAGCUUAUGCUUCCUAUGCUCGGAAGCUCAAGCUCGAUAACGCAAAGCUCGUAAGAGUUUUUGCAGAUCUCUCUCAAAAUUACACUAGUCUAAUGUCUCAUCCUUCCUAUCGCACAUUAUUUGAUGCUGAUGCAAGUGCAAUUGAUGAGGCAGUGUUGAGAAAGUUCGAGAAGGAGGUAAAAGAGCGAAUUAAACUAACAAGGCAAGUUAUUGCCGAGGCAAAAGAGUCAUUCGACAAUCAGCUGAAAAUUCAUAAGCUCAAAGAUACCAUCUUUGCUUUAAACGAGCAAUUAACUAAAUCAAAAAAGCAGGGCGCUUUCUCGAGCUUGAUUGCGGCCAAAUCAAUCCCCAAGAGCUUGCACUGCUUGGCUUUGAGGCUUAUGGAAGAGCGCAUUGCUUAUCCUGAAAAGUACACAGAUGAAGGGAAGCCCACCAAGCCAGAAUUAGAAGACCCAAAGCUUUAUCAUUAUGCUAUUUUCUCGGAUAAUGUGGUUGCUGCUUCAGUCGUGGUGAAUUCAGCAGUUAAAAACACAAAAGAACCAUGGAAGCAUGUGUUUCAUGUAGUGACUGAUAAGAUGAAUCUCGGGGCCAUGCAAGUCAUGUUCAAGAUGAGGGAUUAUAAUGGGGCUCAUAUCGAUGUGAAGGCCGUGGAGGAUUAUAAAUUCUUGAACUCUUCUUAUGUUCCGGUGCUGAAACAGCUUGAGUCUGCCAACUUACAGAAGUUUUACUUUGAAACUAAGCUUGAGAAAGCAACCAAGGAUACAACAAAUAUGAAGUUCAGGAACCCAAAAUAUUUAUCAAUAUUAAAUCAUCUCAGGUUCUAUUUGCCGGAAAUGUAUCCAACACUGCAUAAGAUUUUGUUCUUGGACGAUGAUAUAGUAGUUCAAAAGGAUUUGACUGCGCUUUGGAAGAUAGAUAUGGAUGGGAAGGUCAAUGGGGCUGUGGAGACGUGUUUUGGAUCAUUUCAUCGGUAUGCACAAUACAUGAAUUUCUCUCACCCUUUGAUCAAAGCCAAGUUCAGUCCCAAGGCAUGCGCAUGGGCUUAUGGCAUGAAUUUUUUCGAUUUGGAUGCUUGGAGGAGGGAGAAAUGCACUGAAGAGUACCAUUACUGGCAGAAUCUGAAUGAGAACCGAACUUUGUGGAAGUUAGGGACAUUGCCUCCAGGUCUGAUCACAUAUUACUCGACAACAAAGCCACUUGACAAGUCUUGGCAUGUUUUGGGGCUAGGCUAUAAUCCAAGCAUAAGCAUGGAUGAGAUUAACAAUGCUGCUGUCAUACACUAUAAUGGAAAUAUGAAGCCGUGGCUUGAUAUUGCAAUUACCCAGUUCCGUCCGCUUUGGACAAGGUAUGUCGACUAUGAAAAUGAGUUUGUGCAAGCCUGCAAUUUUGGUCUUUGAAUAUAGGUUUGUUGAUUGGAGCCAAUGCUUGGAGGAAGACUAAGAUAGUUCUGCAAGCACUUCCAAGGCCUGAUACUGCUCCUUACACGUAAAUUUUUGCUAUUGUUUAUAUUGUAGUCUUGUAGAAACAUUCAUAUCUAUAGUCUAUUCUAGUAUUUGCAUUCAUCUCUUAGUUUUAUAUUAACAUAGAUUAUUAUUACGUUAGAAGUUGUCCUUCUAUUCUUAAAUAGGUGUUCAAUGCUAAGUUCCCUAUGGUAGGAAAUUAAUGUCAUACACUGCUUGUCUACGUCAGAAACUUUGGCUGUUAAAAACUUACAUAUUGGUAAUGAUAUAAUUAUUUGAUCA